CUGGAGACCCCACAUAAAGGCGACGCUCGCGCCGGCGACAAAGGCAGAUUCUUUCCCCCCCUUCUCAUAGAUCCAAUCCCGAGAUGCGCUUACAUCUCCCGUUGCUGCUGGCCUCGCUGGCUGGGGUCGUCGUGUCGGCACAGGAGGUGGUGGAUCUCGGCUACGCAAAGUACAAAGGUGAUGCAGCAAAGGUACCGGGCUACACGGCCUUCUACGGUCUCCACUAUGCCGUAGCGGAGCGCUUCGGGGCGCCUCGUCCCCCACACAGCCUCGCCUCGAAGGGCAUCAUCAACGCCGAUGACACACACACGGUGUGCUUCCAAGGACUGACCGAGAAUGCCGCCGCCGCAGGCAAGAACCAGUCCGAAGACUGCCUCCUCCUCGACGUUUACACGCCUCACAAUACAUCCAAUUCACACGCCCGCCUGCCGGUCCUCGUCUACAUCCACGGUGGAUCCUACCAGCUCAACUCCAAGAACGAAGUAGAUCCGACACUGAUGGCCGAGCACUCGGAUCAGCCCUUCAUCCUCGUCUCGAUCAACUACCGGCUCGGCGUCUUUGGGUUCAACCAGGGCAAGGAGUUCCACAAGCUCGGCGGCGUGGCCAAUGGCGCGCUUCUUGACCAGCAAGAAGCGCUUCGCUGGAUCCAGAAGCACAUUGCCAAAUUCGGAGGCGACCCGGACCAUGUCGUUCUCUCGGGCCAGUCGGCCGGCGCAGGCAGUGUGCUCCAGCAUGUCGUCUCGCCCCGCGCAAAGGGCCUCUUCAAGACAGUCUGGACCAUGAGUGUCUUUCUUCCACCACAGCCAACCGCACAGGGAGAAACAAGCAGCAAGACAUACAAGGAGCUCGUCGACGUGGCGGGGUGCGCCAAGGUCCGAAACAGCCUUAAAUGUCUUCGCAAGCUCGAUGCAAACGCCAUGCUCAACGCUUCGCUCGUCCUCUCAAACAAGUCGACGUACACCUACUUUCCCUGGCAGCCCGUCAUCGAUGGAAAGGUAAUUGUCGAAAACCCAUACAAGACGCUGGGAGAGGGACGGCGCGCAAUCAAUGGUCAAGCGAUCCUCGUGGGCUCGCAGGUCAACGAGGGUGUCAUCAUUCUCUACCAGAAUCAGACGACGCCGGCUGAGACACACAAGGAGGUCCGACGCCUCUUCCCUCGCCUGUCAGAGCAUCGUGUUCAGCAGUUACUGCGUCUAUACCCGCGUGUGGACAACGAGGACGGCCGUGUGGCAGAGCUGAUCUCUGAUGGCUUCUUCAAAUGCGCCUCGAAUGCCCUCGCUUCAGCGUUUCAUGCUCAUGGGAAGGCGGCUUACCGCUACUCGAUCGAGGUGCUUCCCUCGCUGCACGGGCAGGACCUCGUCUACUUCUACAAUCGCAGCGCCGACCUGCUCGACUUCUACGGUCCCCCGCAGCCCGACGUGGUGCCUUCGGUGGUCAAGCAGACGACGCGCUUCCUCUUUGCCAAGGACGUAUCAGCCUCGUCUUCGUCGUAUGCCGGUGUCAAGUUCAAUCCGUCAGACGAGAAGCUCAUGUCGUACGACUCCAAGCACAAGACCUUGACUCCGUGGACGUUCCGGGGAGUCAAUCUGAAAAACGAGACGGCCGCGAGCGGUGUGCAGAGAGAGGCGACCUCGGCAAAGAUCACCUCGGCAGCGGUGGGCAACAAGGAGGACGUCUGCCGCUUCUGGAUCGACAACUUCCCUGACUUGUACUAGAACCAUCCCCUACCCCGUCCUAUCUGUCCUUGUCCUAAUGUGAUC
Molecule: messenger RNA, 1760 nt
Organism: Acaromyces ingoldii
Lineage: Eukaryota; Fungi; Basidiomycota; Exobasidiomycetes; Exobasidiales; Cryptobasidiaceae
Product: alpha/beta-hydrolase
Exons: 1
Coding region: 84-1715 (543 amino acids)
Source: RefSeq, a predicted model, not a curated record